UGUCGCUCUGUCGGAACAUCCCCCCGUUACGUAUUUUCUCGCGAUAAACUGCGAAGUUUCCGGUGUUGUGUAUGUUCCUGGAAACAUGGCGGCCAGCUUCCGCGGCCGUCCUAUCCGGAGUCUUCGGAUGCGAGGUCGGAAUGACAGCGGAGAGGAGAACGUACCGCUGGAUCUGACCAGAGAACCAUCAGAAAACCUCCGGGAAAUACUUCAAAAUGUGGCCAAACCUCAUGGUGUUAGUAACAUGCGAAAACUGGGCCACCUAAACAACUUCAUUAAGCUGCUAUGCAGCAUUGGCCACCGUGAAGAAUGCUUUGGGUUUACACAUGAAGAAAUCAUAAUUUGUUUGCGACUAGCUCUUUUGAAUGAGGCUAAGGAAGUGCGUGCUGCAGGGUUGCGGGCACUCCGCUACCUCAUUAGAGACACAAGCGUGCUGCAGAAGGUCCUGGGCCUACAGGUGGACUAUUUGAUAGCCAGAUGCAUUGACAUCCAGCAGAGCAACGAGGGGGAGAGGACUCAGGCUCUGAGGCUUGUCAGAAAGAUUAUCACUGUCAACGCGAUGCUGUUUCCCACUUCUAUUGCAAACUCUCUAAUUGCUGUGGGGACUGAUGGAUUACAGGAGAGAGACCGCAUGGUCCGUGCUGCGAUAGCCAUUGUUUGUGAGCUGGCCCUGAAAAACCCAGAGGUUGUGGCCAAACGAGGAGGUCUUAGCACCAUCCUGAAGAGCGUGAUUGACUGUCAGUUGAGUCGCAUCAAUGAAGCACUGAUCACCACCGUGCUCCAUCUACUCAACCACCCACGUACCCGUCACUACGUUCGUGUGGAUGUCGAACUGGAGCAAAUCCUCGCGCCUUUCACAGAUUUUCACUACCGACACAAUGCAGACACAGCUGAAGGGCAACUAAAGGAGGACAAAGAGGCCCGUUUCUUGUCCAGUAGAAUGGCCAUAGUGGCAGCAUUCCGCUCCUGGUCUGGAAUUAUCCACCUAUGCAAGGCAGGAAAUUCUGGAAUCCAGUCUUUAAUUGGCUUACUUAGCAUACCAAACAUAGAGGUUAGGAAAGGCUUGUUGGAGGUGUUAUAUGAAAUAUUCAGGCUCCCUGUGCCCAUUGUAACGCAAGACUUCACAGAAGCUCUUCUAAGUGUUGACCCUGCCAGGUUCCAGGACACUUGGAGACUGUCUGAUGGUUUUGUUGCUGCUGAGGCCAAAGUUAUCCUCCCCCAUAGGGCCCGGUCCAGGCCUGAUCUGAUGGACAAUUACCUGGCAUUUGUCCUUUCUGCCUUUAUUACCAGUGGGCUACUAGAAGGAAUUGUUGAAGUUGUGACCAGUAGCGAUGAUCAGCUCGCUGUCCGAGCCACGAUCCUGUUGGGAGAACUUCUACACAUGGCAAACACCAUCCUUCCUCAUUCUCAUAGUCACCAUCUGCACUGUCUUCCCACUCUUAUCAACAUGGCAGCUUCCUUUGACAUCCCCCAGGAGAAACGACUUCGGGCAAGUGCAGCAGUAAACAAUCUGAAGCGCUUUCAUGAGAAGAAGAAGAAAGGGUUGAAACCGCACAGUCUUUACUUAGACCACAUCAUCCGCAAGUCAGUGUCGUCACAUAACCGCAGAGAGUCACAUUCACGUUCCCACAAGGACAUUUAUGUCAUUAAGGACACAGAAGAAGCACUGAUGAUGAAUCUGCGAGACAGUCACAUUCUUAACCACAAGCAGAACCUGGAGUGGAACUGGUUGCUUAUUGCCACCAUCCUAAAGUGGCCACAUGUAAACCUCAGGAACAACAAAGAUGAACAGAUGCACAAGUUUGUGCGGAGGCUGCUGUACUUUUAUAAGCCUAGUAGUAAAUUGUACGCAGGGCUUGCAUUGGAUCAUGUUAAAGCCAGGCAACUCACUGUGGUUGGGUGCCAAUUUGUUGAGUUCCUCAUGGACUCGGAUGAGGACGGUCAGGGUUACCUUGAGGAGCUGGUGAAGGACAUGGUGUCAUGGCUCGCCUCAUCCUCAGGGCUGAAGCCUGAGCGCUGUCUGCAGAGCAAUGGCCUGCUUACCACACUCAGCCAACACUAUUUCCUUUUUCUGGGGACACUGUCAGCCAACCCACAGGGAGUAAAACUGCUGGAGAAAUGUGGCCUGUUUCAGUGCCUGCUGAAUCUGUGCUCUGUGAAGAACCAGGAUGCUGUGCUGAAACUUGCUGUAUCCACACUGGAUUACAGCAGAGACGGUCUGGCCAGAGUCAUCCUCUCCAAGAUCCUCACUGCUGCUACUGAUACAUGCAGGCUGUAUGCCACCAAACACCUCCGUGUGCUGCUGCGCGCAGGCGUGGAGUUCUUCAGUAGCUGGGGCAUGGAGCUUCUGGUCACACAGCUUCACGACCACUGUAAAGCUGUGUCCAUGGAGGCGCUGGACAUACUGGACGAGGCCUGCGAGGACAAGGCCAACCUUCACGCUCUAAUUCAGCUAAAACCCGCCCUGUCCCACCUGGGAGACAAAGGACUUUUGCUGCUCCUCAGGUUCCUGUCUAUUCCUAAAGGUUUCUCCUACCUCAACGAGAGGGGUUAUGUCAGCAAACAGCUGGAUAAGUGGCAGAAGGAGUACAAUCUUAAGUAUGUAGACCUAAUAGAGGAGCAACUUAAUGAAGCACUAACAACCUACCGCAAACCUGUUGAUGGAGACAACUAUGUCAGACGCAGCAACCAAAGGUUACAAAGACCAAAUGUCUAUCUCCCUGUGCACUUGUAUGGGCAGCUGGUCCACGAUAAGACCGGUUGCCAUUUGUUGGAGGCUCAGAGUGUGGUUCCUGACCUCAGCUACGCCGUUCGCUCCCUGAUGCUGGACACCUGGGAGGGCAUUAAAAAGUUGAAGGCUGCUCUCUGGGCGCUGGGCAACAUUGGUUCGUCAAACUGGGGUCUGAAUCUCCUGCAGGAGGAGAAUGUCAUUCCAGACAUCCUUGCGUUGGCUCAGCACUGUGAGGUGCUGUCAGUACGAGGGACAUGUGUGUAUGUGCUUGGCGUGAUCUCCAAGACCAGGCAGGGCUGUGAGGUACUGAAGCAGUUCGGUUGGGACGCAGUCAGACACAGUCGCAGGACGCUGUGGCCUGUCACUCCGGACGAGGUCGACACACAGUUAACGUCUGAGCUCUCCUCUGUGCCGAGCACACUCAGCCUAAACUCUGAAUCUACCAGUUCACGUCACAACAGCGAGAGCGAGUCCCAACCAAACAUGUACAUCCUGGAUGAUGACAAGUGCGAUGUUGUGGAACAGUCAGACGAGCCCUCUUUUUAUCUACACACCAAACAAGUCAAGGAUCGCAGCCCGUUCACAAUAUUGGCCUCCACGCGUAUGGUUCGCAACCGCCUCCUCAACUCUCUCUCCCUGCCCAGCAAGAAGCUGCGCUCCACUAGUGAUCCCAAGACCCCGUCGGGAUCCUGCACUCCCACUGAACUCAAGAGGCGAAACAGGACAGUGACAGAGCCCUCUAUUUACAGCCCAAAUCAAGGGGACGUCUUCACCUCGGUGUUCAAUGGCAGAGGAAUGCCGAGGAGUCCCACCGUCAGCCUGGAGACUUCCUUUGUUGGGACCAGGGGCGGCUCUGAGGAGCAGCUUGUGGAUGGAAGGCUGGUUAGAGGUGGGGGCUCAGGCUUUGGACUCAGUGGCCUAGUAGGGCACGGGACUGUGGAGCACCCUAUUAGGGAGAGGGAGCAGACCAGCAGAGAGCCCCUGGCAGGAGGCGAUGGUGGCUCUUCUUCUAGUGGAGGCAAUGUGGGAGGAGGUGGAGGAGGCGGCGGAGGUACUCAAUUCAAAAGCCGCAGUCAGAGCUUUAACACGGACACCACAACCAGCGGCAUCAGCUCUAUGAGCUCCAGCCCUUCCAGAGAAACUGUAGGGAACCCAGAGCAUCCUGAUCCUGAGCCAGACUCUUCUGACUGUGUUAGCCUGAACACCGUGGUUUCUGCCAAGACUGUGAAAACACUCUCCUCCCUCACUCCCCAGUCGCACAUCAACCACAUGUCCACAUCGAAGUCCUCCACCGUCUCUUUGGUACCGCCCGGCUCCUCACACACUCUUCCACGCCGGGCUCAGUCUCUAAAGUCCCCUUCAGUAACCACCAUCAAGAGUCUGGCUGACUGCAGCUUCAUGUACACCAGCCCCAGGGAUGCUCUGGGCUACGCUACUCUGAAAAGGCUGCAGCAGCAGAGGAUACAUCCAUCUUUGUCUCACAGUGAAGCGCUGGCUUCCCCGGCCAAAGAUGUGCUGUUCACUGACACCAUCACCAUGAAGACUGGCAGCCUGGACUCCAGGUUAACUCCCCGCAGGAUUUCUGACAGAAGGCGUACCUGUCCAGAGCCCAGCGUCUUAAGUUCGUAUCGCAGACUGUCCAGAACUUUUGUACCACGUCUCUCCCCCCGGAUCCUCUCACGCACCUCUCCUCUUGCCCUCCCUAGGUUUUUGAAAGCUCUAAGCUUUGCCUCUCUGGAUAAAGAGGAGCUUCUCAGUCCCAUCAACCAAAGCACCCUGCACCGCUGCUCCUCAGUGCGCUCUAUGGUCUCUAGUGCCACCUUCGGGUGCAAUGAGGACUACAUUGGCCUAGCACUACCCAUGGACAUCAAUGAUAUGUUCCACAUUGGAGACUCAUCCUACUUCCAGCAGAGAAUCAGCCCGCCAUCUGAGGAGCGGAAACGCUUUCUUUUUGGCGAUGGAGAUGGUGACCGCCCUCCUAUUCCCCUGCUAAAGCAGCAGUUCAGUAUUACGGAGUUGGUUGCGAGCCGGGGUGACCCCCAGAACCACUUGGUUGGUUUGGAGGAGACAGGACUGCAGGAGCACACAGAAGAAAACUGCCUGUACUGUGUAGGCGCCAUCGUUCUUGGAUACCCCACACAGCCCCAGAUCAACAGCACACACCCUCGGACAGACUAUCUCGACUUUCAAGCGUGGGGAGGUCAGAGUGGCCAUCGCCUGGAGGUGAUGCCUCAGUCUAAGUUCUCUGGAGUGUCAGGCUGCAGUGACGCUGCGGUUUCACAAGGCUCGAUGUGUAGCACCCCCACACCAGGUGACAUUGUCAUCGGUGGAAAGUCCAUAUCAGAAGAUGGCCCUGCCUCUCGAGUUUUGCUGAGGAAAGAGGUGCUGCGCCUCAUCAUCAACCUCAGCUCUUCUGUAGGAACCAAAGGCCAUGAAACAGGACUGCUGACGAUAAAGGAGAAGUUUCCGUACGCAUUUGACGACAUCUGCCUGUACUCUGAGGUCUCCCACCUCCUGGCUCACUGCAUGUUUCGCCUGACCUCUCGACGAUUUAUACAGGAACUUUUCCAGGAUGUGCAAUUCAUGCCAAUGUAUGAGGAAGCCGAGGCAAUCCUGACGAAGCUACCAAAACCUGUUGAAGAGGAUGUCGAUCCUCCGGCAGAAUCCUGAUCAUCAUCCCUUCUUUUGUGUUCCCUGCACAGCCCAGGUCCUGCCACUUUAUAAACAUGGAAAGAACACGUGACUGCGAGGAUACUACAUGUUAUUAUUAAUAUUAUUGCUAAAUGGGGAGAAGAAAGGAGGCACGUUUCCUGUUGCUCCAAACAGAGCAGCAUAGCCAAGGAUGAUGAGUGGAUGGUCAUCAUCAUCACCUUCCUCCUGGCAGACAGGAGCUGGAAACAAAAGACAUCAGUAUCGCUAAACAAAUCUAACCCGACACACCUAUCGAUGCUGUCAGAAUUUUUUUUUUUUAAGGAAAAAGGGGGAGCAGUUUAACCAAAUACAGAUAAGUUGUCUAUCUUGAGCAAAACUCAACGAUACAUCAAUGCUUAAGGACGAGUUGGAUAAUUAAGACAAAGACUCCUGUCUGUGUUUGAAUAAAAGAAGAAGAAAAAGCCCCGUCAACAGUUUUAUCUCAUUCCGGAGGUGUUUUUCUUGUAAUGAAACAAAUAAGGCAUGUUGUUGUGUCUACCCAGUGAUUCCUCAGACCCUGCAUUCUUUUCUCCGUAUGGAACGUAACACUACAGAGGUCCUGUUGUUUUCAAAACGUACCUGGAGUCUCCUGGUUCUUAUCCCAGCCCGACCUGUGACCUGUAAUAACAAGAUAUGUGCUCUUGCUUCUCUUGCCUCACCUUUUCCUACAACCUGUAGCCUCUUGUCACCACAGACAGCCAAUUACUUUUCUAUUUCUUGUAUCUCAGACAAUCAAACAUCACUAGUAUUAUAUUCUCUAAAGCACUAUAUAUGCCACAAAUACAGAGUACAUGAGGAGAAUAGCAUGUAAUUUAAUAGUAGUAUAUGCCAUCCUCUACUUGCUUAGGACCUUUAAUAUUUUUCUUCAGCCAUUGCAUUAUAAGUUUCUCAGGAGAAGGUUUGGUCUUUGAAACGAUGCUCAGUUGUAAAAGCUUCCAGGGUUAUUACAGAUUUAGUUUUAGACUCUGCUCGUAGUGACAUUUUAAAAACGCAGCGUUAAGCCAAGCAGCUACCCGACUCUAUGCCUUCAUUCCUCUGUGUUUCACCUCCACUGCAUGUGCAACAAGCAUGGCAAUUUUGUAACGUCACUUUAGUGUGUUUCUUGCUUGUAAAACUUAAAAAAAAAUCAUAGGUUGCCAUUACAUACUGCCAUAACGUUGUAGGAAUAAUAUUACCCCUGAAUCUGUUUCCACAAUGCAAUAUCACUGUUUGUCAUUGGCUGAGAUGGAGGAGGGAGGAGAGGAAGUUAUGAUGACUAAAGGAUUUGUAAAAGGUUUCUAGGGAAACGGGGAUCUCCGUUUCCAUUGGCUUGUUUUUGCUAUAAUGCUGCUACACAAAUGGACUCGUAGAGAGAUGAUUCAUAGAUCAGCUGAGUGAUGUCAGAUCCGAUCUAUUUAUUAUAUGUCUGUACCAUAGAGUGCGCUCAACCAGAGAAGAAAAAAAGUUAUUUAUAUUUUUUCCUCAAGACUGUAUUAUAAUUUAAUUUUUUUUGCCUGAAUCGUGGUUUCCCCUGUAUAAUGUGUACAGUAUGUUUUUGGGGGCAUUGAUGACCUGAAGAAACAUACAAUCCUAUCAAAGGGAUGCAUUGUUAAUAAAAUGAAAGUUGAAAUACACAA
Molecule: messenger RNA, 7038 nt
Organism: Betta splendens (Siamese fighting fish)
Lineage: Eukaryota; Metazoa; Chordata; Actinopteri; Anabantiformes; Osphronemidae
Product: rapamycin-insensitive companion of mTOR-like
Exons: 38
Coding region: 86-5401 (1771 amino acids)
Biological process (GO): positive regulation of phosphatidylinositol 3-kinase/protein kinase B signal transduction; TORC2 signaling
Cellular component (GO): TORC2 complex
Molecular function (GO): protein serine/threonine kinase activator activity
Source: RefSeq, a predicted model, not a curated record